AGGGCCGUAGAGACCGUGAAGUGGCGCGGCGUCAAUCCAAAUCACCAGCACAUCUCCUCCUCCCUCCAUUCCGAGACUUCCAGACUCCAAUGGCCACGGCGGCCACGGCAUCGGCCGCCAGAUUCACCGCCGUGGGAACCGGCCACGGAUUCCGGUGGCGGACCUCUUCUUGGACGCAUCGCGCCUUCUUCCCCAAUCGCCGGGUCGCCGCCCCCCUCCGGUGUCGGCGGCAUUUCCUCGCCCCCGCUGCCCUCCACAAGCCCGACUUCCAGAUCAAGGAGGAGGGCCAGUCCGAGACCCUUGACUACCGGGUCUUCUUCCUUGACGGCUCUGGGAAAAAGAUCUCGCCUUGGCACGACGUGCCCUUGCACUUGGGCGAUGGCGUGUUCAAUUUUAUCGUUGAGAUCCCCAAGGACACCAGCGCAAAGAUGGAGGUGGCCACCGACGAGCCUUACACACCGAUUAAGCAGGACACGAAGAAGGGGAAGCUUCGAUACUACCCGUACAACAUUAACUGGAAUUAUGGAUUGCUUCCACAGACGUGGGAAGACCCAUCUUUUGCCAACUCAGAAGUUGAAGGAGCCCUUGGAGAUAAUGAUCCAGUUGAUGUUGUUGAGAUAGGUGAAACACAGGCUAAGAUGGGUGCUAUUCUCAAAGUAAAGCCAUUAGCAACUUUAGCGAUGAUUGAUGAAGGGGAGCUUGACUGGAAAAUAGUUGCUAUUUCAUUGGAUGAUCCUAGAGCUUCGCUCAUAAAUGAUUUGAAUGAUGUUGAAAAGCACUUCCCAGGCACUCUUAUGGCUAUAAGGGACUGGUUUAGAGACUACAAGAUUCCAGAUGGAAAGCCGGCUAAUAAAUUUGGUCUUGGAAACAAAGCAGCCAACAAGGAUUAUGCUCUGAAGGUUAUCACAGAGACAAACGAGUCAUGGUCUAAAUUAGUCAAAAGGUCCAUUCCUGCUGGAGAUCUUUCCUUAGUGUGAGUGCUGCUCUAGAAUUGACAAUAAAGGGCUGUUAGAUUUUUUCGUAAUUUGCUGAGCAUCUCUAAUAUGCAUGUGUAAAAUUUGAUUGUUUAACUUUAAAUAGUUUAUGAUGUGAUUGGACAGUUUGGUACUAUUAUUUAUGAAGUAUCAUUAGACAAUCAGCUCUU
Molecule: messenger RNA, 1144 nt
Organism: Elaeis guineensis (African oil palm)
Lineage: Eukaryota; Viridiplantae; Streptophyta; Magnoliopsida; Arecales; Arecaceae
Product: soluble inorganic pyrophosphatase 6, chloroplastic
Biological process (GO): phosphate-containing compound metabolic process
Cellular component (GO): cytoplasm
Molecular function (GO): magnesium ion binding; inorganic diphosphate phosphatase activity
Source: RefSeq, a predicted model, not a curated record